Molecule: messenger RNA, 2403 nt
Organism: Cordyceps militaris CM01
Lineage: Eukaryota; Fungi; Ascomycota; Sordariomycetes; Hypocreales; Cordycipitaceae
Product: Protein kinase-like domain
Exons: 2
Coding region: 1-2403 (800 amino acids)
Biological process (GO): protein phosphorylation
Molecular function (GO): protein kinase activity; ATP binding
Source: RefSeq, a predicted model, not a curated record
AUGUCAGACGGAACCGAAGCCGAGAAAUUCAAGCGGCUAUGGGAAGAGGCGAAACAACGAGCUGAGAUCGCUGAGAAAGAGAGAGAGAGAGAACGGCAACGAGCCGAAAGAUCUGAGAAAGGGAGAGUGGACGCUGAGAAAGGGAGAGAGGACGCUGAGAAAGGGAGAGAGAGAGAACGGCAACGAGCCGAAAGAUCUGAGAAAGGGAGAGUGGACGCUGAGAAAGGGAGAGAGAGAGAACGGCAACGAGCCGAAAGAUCGGAGCAGCAGUCUCGACGAACCACUCUCCAAGAAUACAUUGCUGCCUGUCAUACUUCGGUAUUCUCCAGGCUUACUAUUGAAACAGACCCGAAAUUCACUUCCAAGGGUUCCAUCACCAACCCAAAAGACAAGUGGUGCCCUACUACUUUACAACCGUGGCCCGAUUUUCUUGAGCAACAACGGUACGCCUUGGGUAACAUUUACGACACCUUCCCUACCGAGACACGCGUAUUCGAGAGUAAACUCUUCCUGGACAGUCUGGGGGACAGGGUGUCGAAACGACGAAUUGUGGAUGAGAGGGCGCUCGAGUGGUUCCUGCACACUAGUGUGGAAGACCCAGUCAGAAACAUCUUCGAGCAGCUCAAAGCAGUACCAAAUAUCCGCAGCAAGUAUAACAUCGGCGACGGAAUCAUUUUCGAGAACCAUCCACAUGCUAUUAGCGACAUCGCCGAGGAAGUUCUGGAGAGUGCGACGCCGUCCACACCACCAGGCCAACAAGUAGAUCUCCACCAGCUGCGAGCGGACCAAAUCUGUAUCUACCGAUCCGAUAGUGCACAUUCGCCAGGACGUACUAUGAUCUAUGUUUCGGAGUACAAGCCACCUCACAAGCUUACUGCUCCCCAUCUUCGCCUUGGCCUACGCCCAAUGAACAUUUACAAGGAAGUUGUCCAACGCGAAACCAUUCCAACUUCUAUCGAUCCGGACGCCCGAUUUCAAUACUUUGCAGAGAAGUUAACGGCAUCCGCAAUCACACAGACCUACCAUUAUAUGAUUGAAGGGGGGCUCGAGUAUAGUCUUCUGACGACUGGCGAGGUGAUCGUUUUUCUAAAGAUCGACUGGAGUGAUCCAGGAACUCUGUGCUAUCACCUAGCAGAGCCCGACCCAGAGGUGAAAGAACACCCGAAUCACUUGGACGCAGUAUCAGUUGUCGCUCAAUACCUGGCUUUCACUCUUCUUGCUCUUGGAGUACCUGGAGAGCGUCAACAGCAUGGACAGAUGGAGCGCGAGAAAGCGAAACUAAAUUUGAACAAAUGGGCGACAGACUUUGAAACGAUGCUACACACUAUUCCGAGGGAUGAGCGAAAGAAAACACCAGAAGGCUCGCUUGCCCCCAAACCCAGAACGUACAAAGACUUUGAGCGGGAGCCGAUUAUUCUCCGUUGGGGGAGGAAAUCCCGUGCUACUCAAAACAGGUGUAAUGAUACCAUUCCACCAAGGCAAAACCCAGCAGAGGAGUCAUCAGAUGACGAAUCGUCGCCGAAGCCGCCAGAAACGCCAACGCCGGCCGGAAGAGCGACCCGACAGAGCCAGCGAAUUCUGGCGCAAAAGACACGUGAUGGUGGUGGUAGUGAAGGAGGAGAGGCCGGAGUGACUGAGGCUGCGGCUGAGGCUGAGACUAGUCCCAAAACUGCCGAUCAUCGAGACCGACCAUACUGUACGCAAAGAUGUCUGCUUGGUAUGGUCAGAGGACGGAAACUAGACCAAACAUGUCCAAAUUUGGACCUUCACCGACUGGAUCGCAAUCCUAAGCAAGCUCGUCACCCCGUCAAUCACAAACAAUGGCUCAACAUGCUUCAAGAGCAGCUUAAGGAGUCCUUAGAUGAUGGAAUUACGCCGUUGGGGCUUGGCGGUGCACGCGGGGUGCUUUUCAAGGUGACCCUGCUUACGUACGGCUAUACCUUUGUCGGUAAAGGCACGGUUCGAGUCUUCAUUAAAGACCUUGAGCACGAAGCGGCUGUGUACAAGCGUCUGCAGCCGAUUCAGGGCGUGUACGUACCUGUGUUUCUCGGGGCGAUUGAUCUCCGACUGAUGAACAAGAUUUACUACUACGACCACCGAGUUUACGUGGUGCACGUGACAUUUUUAUCCUGGGGGGGAUGUGAAAUCUCUGAACCAAGGGAGGAUAGCAACACCAAGGAAUCGCUGGAGCAACAAGCAACUCUGUCGCUGCAAGCUCUGCAUCGACUGGGGGUUCUGCACAGGGAUGUACGACGCGCGAAUAUGUUGGUCAACUCUGAGACCGGUGGUGUCAUGAUGAUUGACUUUGAGCGAGCCGAGUUGCCUAAGCGGUCUCGCGAGCAUAAAAAACACAUUCAUCAUUCUGGGAAGGAGGAGCAGAGAGUAAUUCCUAGUAAGGAAUAG